AUGGCGACGGAGGCGUGUAGUUGGUCGUUGCCGAUACUGUUGAAGAAGACGCAGCUGGUUGCGCUAGGAAAUGUCGAGACGUACUUUGAUGGCGACGAUGUGAGGAGUAUCGAUGAGGGCAUGAACGAAGUCGCCGUCGCGUUGGUCGAGGUGCUCAAUGUGAUGCUCAAUGUGAGAGUCGACGACGAGAAGAGCGGUACUGAUAAUGGGAUGACCAGACUUGAGGACGAAGAAGGUGCCGUCAACGAAACCGUGACUGUUUCCACCUGCGUUUGGGUGACAACAACGCUGCUUAUCUCGGUCGAUGUAGCACUGAUGGUAAUCCGGUCCGUCAAAGUUGUUGUGGUAGUCGUCGAUGAUAGCGCAGCUGACAUGAGUGACGAAGCUGAGGCCUGGGCAGACCUCUCCACGAUGAAAGAGGAACCCAGGCUAUCGACGCAGAUGCUGUAG
Messenger RNA from Saxophila tyrrhenica, 450 nucleotides. RefSeq lists its product as uncharacterized. The transcript has 2 exons. Lineage: Eukaryota; Fungi; Ascomycota; Dothideomycetes; Mycosphaerellales; Extremaceae. The coding region runs from base 1 to 450 and encodes 149 amino acids. The record is from RefSeq and is a predicted model, not a curated record.